UAUUCUUCUUUUUCAUCCUUUAUUAUCUCCCUACUUUUGUACCAACCAUUUAAACCUUUUAAUACUCCUACUACUAUUAAUUCUUUUAAGUUUUGUGUUCAAAAGAAAAGCUUAAUACUACUCCUAAAAAGGCCAAAGAAAUGCAAAAUGUAAUUUGAGAUGCACUUCUUUUGUAAAUUGUAAAUACUCAAACCUUUUUCCCCUAAAAAUUACUCCAGCUGCAAUUGUGUAUUCCGUUGAAGUUGAGUUCUCAUCCAAAUUCUUCCAUUUUUCUUCCAAAUCAGUAAAAUUUGCUUUAAUUUAUGGACCCUCACGGAGUCGAUGCAGCGGCUAACGAUCAAUCGGACGGGAAUUCAUCCGAUUCAUCCGCGGAGGAGGAUAAAGCCAUACGGGAGGUGAUAGGGGAGGUCGCAUUGGUGAUGCAGCAGUACUUAGUAAAGUGGGCAGGAGCACACCUGGCUAAAGCCAAGGAAGAAGCCGAAGCCGAAGAGGAAGAGGAUGCGACAGAGGAAGAAACAGAAACCGAAGAGGAUGAGGAAGAAACCGAAACGGAAGAGGAUGAGGAAGAAGCCGAAGCCGAGGAGCAGCAGGAAGACGGCGGUAGAAAGAAAGGCAAAAAAGAGUACGAUGAUGAGGGCGGACUAAUUAUUUGCCGCUUAUCUGACCAGAGAAGAGUGACACUAUCUAAAUUUGAAGGGGAGACUCUGGUAUCGAUUACGGAGCAUGACAAGCGAGAUGGAAAAGAGCUUCCAACGGCCGAAGGGAUAAGGUUGACGGCUGAUGAGUGGGCCUCCUUCAAGAAGAAUGUACCUGAUAUAGAGAAGACCAUCAAGAUGAUGGAGUCGAGGUGAACUACUCGUUUCGUUCAUUCCAAACCAACAUGUUUUGAUCUCCGUCUUUAGGUGCUACUACUAGUGGAAUUAUUCGUGCAUAUUAUAAGUCAUUUUGCUCCCGGUGCGACCCGACGUGUUGGAGGAAAAUCUCAACUUCGCCUUGUCCCCGAUCACUGAAAGCCCUCCCAUGGGGACUAAAGCGGCAAGUCCAAGCAUUGAAAUCCCUCCCUACUCUUCUGUAGAUAAGUACGCUGACCAAUUGGGAUGCUUCGCACACGCUCUCGACGUGAAGUAUUUGUCCACGAUGCUCGCUGAUGAUACGUCGUCGAUGUCUGAGGAAAAUCAAAAGCUGCAUGAAGAGAUGAUUGUUUUACUCUAGAACAAAUUAUUCAGGAAGUAAUUUAGGAUUUUAAAUUUAAACUUUUAUGAAUUUUAAUUAAUGUAAUUUUUAUGAAUUUUAAUGGAGUAUGUUAUACUGGUA
Salvia splendens (bonfire salvia) is the source of this 1314-nucleotide messenger RNA. Its product is annotated as RNA polymerase II transcriptional coactivator KELP-like. Gene Ontology annotation, biological process: positive regulation of transcription initiation by RNA polymerase II. The transcript has 3 exons. The coding region runs from base 303 to 851 and encodes 182 amino acids. The record is from RefSeq and is a predicted model, not a curated record. Gene Ontology annotation, molecular function: DNA binding; transcription coactivator activity. Lineage: Eukaryota; Viridiplantae; Streptophyta; Magnoliopsida; Lamiales; Lamiaceae.